Messenger RNA from Mycetomoellerius zeteki, 806 nucleotides. RefSeq lists its product as uncharacterized. The record is from RefSeq and is a predicted model, not a curated record. The transcript is spliced from 3 exons. Lineage: Eukaryota; Metazoa; Arthropoda; Insecta; Hymenoptera; Formicidae. Bases 483 to 806 code for a protein of 107 amino acids.
GCUGUGCGCAUUCUUUCCCAUUCUAUCCGUUCUCUACGCCUCCCACAUUUUUGUCUCGUCUCGACUCGCCCGUUCUCGAAUCCAUCUCUCUUUAUCCUUGAUUGCGUCGAGCGCUCUGUCCUUCGCGUCGAGUCACGACUCAGCGAAUCGGCGAACGAAACGGAGCACAUCCACCGUGAACGUCACUCGUAGCAUGUAGACCGAACGGAGCUGUCAUUCGUACGUCGACGUACUCGGAGUGUCUUCUGUGAUUGAUAAUCCUAAAUGUCCCUUCGGACUCCUCAGUGUGCGGUGCUUGAUAUAUAUCAGAAAAGGAUCAUACAUCAGAUUUCACAUAUCGGUUGAUUUCAGUUGGCGAUGCUCGAAUAGGAGAUCUACGUGAUGACGAUGUCUUAAAAAUUAACCCGAUCGCACAAAGGGAGACUCAGAGAAAGGAUGGAAAUGUAAUUAAUACCUAAUAACAUCAGGCUAAAACUCAAGAGAUGGCCAUGAAAAACAAAACGCGUAUGGACUUCUACUGUGUAUUGAGCAAUUAUUUCAAUUGGAUUCUCACAAGAUCACUUCCAUCCUGCACGAAUCAGCAAUAUUUAAUAAGUAUCUUGUCUUACUCAGCUUGGAUUAGACUGCAACCGGGAUUGUUUACGGAAUGGAAGAUAUUAAUGAUCGAGGUCGUCUAUCGCUUCAUGCCAACAAUUCCAGAAGAUAUAAUUGUUAAUCUACUCUAUACGAGAUGCCAGACUGCCGUCGAUCUUAUCAGGCUCUGCAUCCUUGCCAGGGGCAGCCACCAGCGAGGCGUUAUCCGAUGA